CCUUACACUAAUAUAGGAUGGGCCAGAAAAUGAAGUUGUUGGUUUCCCCUCUUCUUCUGAUGAUUUUAGUCUUAACAACCUCUUCUUCAAAUUCACAAUCAAUCAUCAAAACUCUUCCAGGAUAUCAUGGAGACCUUCCUUUCAAACUUGAAACCGGUUAUGUUGGAGUGGGAGAAAAUGAAGAAGUAGAAUUAUUCUACUAUUUUGCUGAGUCGCAAAGAAAUCCAGAAGAAGACCCUAUUAUAUUUAACAUGCCCGGAGGACCAGGCUACUCUGGUUUAUAUUCCUUUGCAUAUGGGAGAGAAGGUCCACUUAGCUUCAACGAUGAGCAUGGUCUAGAUAAUAUCACGUUUACAUUGAAUCCAAACUCAUGGACAAAGGUGGCGAAUAUGAUAUUCUUGGAUAUUCCUGCUGGUGUUGGGUUUUCCUAUGCCAAAACAACACAAGGAUGGCUUAGCAGUGAUAGCGUUAUGGCUUCACACGCUAGUGCUUUUAUAAGAAAGUUUCUCAUUAACCAUCCUAUGUUUCUAAAUAAUCCACUCUACAUAGCGGGGAUAUCUUACAUGGGUCUCAUCAAUCCUUUAGUUACUCUACAAUUAUAUGAAGGUAAUGAACGCGGGGAUCAACCAUGGCUAAAUAUUCAAGGGUACAUUCUUUGUGGUCCUCUUACCGAUAAGUUCAGGGACUUCAAUUCAAGAUUUGAAUUUGCUCACCGUAUGGCACUAAUAUCAGAUGAUAUCUAUAAGUUAGGUACAGAAAAUUGUAAUGGUAAUUAUAUCAACACUCAUACAUCCAACUCAUUAUGUGCACAUAGUCUUCAACGGUAUGAAGAGUGCACAAGUCAAAUUAACCUUGAUAACAUAUUGUUACCACCUUGUAAUGAAUCAAAUCCAAUGCCGUAUUGUACGGAAUACUCCGAUCGUGCAUUGCAUAGUUGGGGGAACAAUGAAGUUGUGCAACGUGCUUUAAACAUUCAUAUGGGAACAAUCGGAACAUGGUAUUUGCACAACUCAACCAUGCAUUACGCUGAAGGGAAAAACGACACGUUUUGCUAUUCUUAUGAUAUCUUUAGUAGCUUUUCCCAUCAUAAGAAACUUGUGGCCAAAGGUUGUCAAGCUUUGGUAUUUAGCGGGGAUCAUGAUAUGGCAUUCCCUUAUGUCGGUGUUGAGCAAUGGAUAGCUUUACUUAAUAUCAGUGUUGAAACCCCAUGGGCACCCUUUUUUAUUAAAGGCUAUGGCUAUGUUGGAGGAUAUGAAACUAAAUAUGCGCAAAAGGAUUUCUCAUUGACAUUUGCCACUGUUAGGGGUGCUGGACACUCGGUGCCAGUGUACAAACCUGAAGAAUCGUUUGAUGUGGUAAGCAGGUGGCUUACUUCACAAAAUUAUUCAAGGAGUUCUCGUAUGCAAGAAGGUCGUGCAAUCUACGCUGCAUCAACGUAAAUGCAAUAAAAAUGUAACUAAUAAAAUCAUUGACGUGUGUAGUUUGUGAAGUUUAUUAAUUAAAUCAUUUAGAAAGA
Helianthus annuus (common sunflower) is the source of this 1516-nucleotide messenger RNA. Its product is annotated as serine carboxypeptidase-like 16. The record is from RefSeq and is a predicted model, not a curated record. The coding region runs from base 18 to 1439 and encodes 473 amino acids. Gene Ontology annotation, biological process: secondary metabolic process; proteolysis. Lineage: Eukaryota; Viridiplantae; Streptophyta; Magnoliopsida; Asterales; Asteraceae. The transcript is spliced from 14 exons. Gene Ontology annotation, molecular function: serine-type carboxypeptidase activity; acyltransferase activity, transferring groups other than amino-acyl groups.